Messenger RNA from Rhinichthys klamathensis goyatoka, 1804 nucleotides. RefSeq names its product heparanase (gene hpse). The transcript has 12 exons. Gene Ontology annotation, molecular function: hydrolase activity, acting on glycosyl bonds. Lineage: Eukaryota; Metazoa; Chordata; Actinopteri; Cypriniformes; Leuciscidae. The record is from RefSeq and is a predicted model, not a curated record. Gene Ontology annotation, cellular component: membrane; extracellular matrix. Bases 26 to 1660 code for a protein of 544 amino acids.
AUGAGGACACCAGCUGAUUGAACAGAUGAAGUCUGCAUUCACAGCAGUUUCCACGAUAUUCGCUCUUAUUUUGUUUCGCGCAUUGUGUGCCGACGUCAAAAUAGUGAUAUCAGUCGAAGAUGUUCAGUCCAUACGUGUUGAUCUGGAUCUGUCCAAUGUGGUCCGAAGGGUGGACGAAAGGUUUCUCUCUGUGGCUAUAGAUGCGAGUUUAAUAGCCGAGGAGAAGUUCAUGAACCUACUGAAUUCACCGAAGUUAAGAACCCUUGCCAAAGCCUUGAUCCCAGCGUUUCUGCGAUUUGGAGGUACCAAACAAGAUUUUAUGAAAUUCAACCCACGCGGAAGAUAUUUUCAAGCAAGAGAAAACAGCAGCAGCGCUGUUCUAGGAAAUGUAUGCAAGAUACUUGAAUUGCCUCCAUUGCUGGAAAAUAGGUUAAAGCAAGAAUGGGUCCUACAGUCAAAGACUUUACUUCAGGAGGAACUAGAGGGAAAAUACAAAAAUACGAAAUUCUCUGAAUAUGCUGUCGACCUGCUGUAUGCCUUUGCAAACUGCUCUGGUUUAGACCUCAUCUUUGGUUUGAAUGCUUUGCUUCGAACCAGUGAAAACACAUGGGACAGCGCGAAUGCAGAACUGCUGUUGAAGUACUGUGAGUCGAGAGAGUAUGUGAUGUCUUGGGAGCUGGGGAAUGAGCCCAACAGUUACGAGAAAAAAGCUGGGAUCAGAGUGGAUGGGUACCAGCUCGGUCAGGAUUUUGUCCAUUUGCAUCAAAUCCUUCAGGAAUCCGCGAUCUACAACUCAACAGGUCUAUAUGGACCAGAUAUUGGUCAGCCACGAGAUCACCGCAAAGAUUUGUUAACUGGGUUUUUGGAGUCUGGAGCAGAGGCCAUUACUGCAUGCACCUGGCACCACUAUUAUGUGAAUGGCAGAGACGCAUCUUUAGAGGAUUUCCUUGACCCUCAUGUGCUUGAUACUCUGGCAACAAAAAUUAACGAGGUCCUCGAGACCACUGAAUCUGUUUCUCCGGGGAAGAAGGUUUGGCUGGGAGAGACAAGCUCGGCAUAUGGUGGAGGUGCCUUUGGUCUAUCAGACACAUUUGUAGCUGGUUUUAUGUGGCUGGACAAACUGGGACUUGCUGCUAAGCUUGGUUUGGAUGUCGUUAUCAGACAGGUAUUAAUUGGUUCCGGCACGUACCAUUUAGUGGAUGAUAACCUAGAUCCCCUUCCAGAUUAUUGGCUAUCAUUGCUAUACAAAAGGCUUGUUGGUCCAGAAGUCUUAAAAGCAGAAGUUAAUACGAAUUCUGGACAAAAGAAACCAAUACGGGUAUACCUUCACUGCACUAACAGAAAAAGUACAUAUUACAGAGAAGGUGCUGUGACCUUAUUUGCCUUAAACCUGAACAAAAAUGAAGCCACAAUUGCUCUGCCCGCCCAUAUGGCCAACAGCACCAUUGAAGCAUUUGUGCUACAGUCAGCUGAGGCCGGUGAACAGAGCCUUUAUUCCAGGUCAGUCAAAUUGAAUGGGCAAGUGCUGAAGAUGGUGGAUGACCGAACACUUCCUCCACUGGAGGGUCGUGAGCUGCCGCCUGGAGCACACAUUAAGCUGCCUGGCUUCUCAUUUGCAUUCUAUGUUCUGACUGAAGCACGAGCUCCAGUAUGCAAAUGAGCUCCGAUAAAGACUGCUUUCACUGGAGAAUCAGGGAUGUGCGACGACAAAAUAUUUUGCUUUGAGAUUAUUUAUGUGAGGAAACUUCAAUCUUGAAUGAAAUUAAUCAGUCUCUCAAUAUGAAAUCAGCCUUUUCUAUUUAUG